Molecule: messenger RNA, 657 nt
Organism: Anoplophora glabripennis (Asian longhorned beetle)
Lineage: Eukaryota; Metazoa; Arthropoda; Insecta; Coleoptera; Cerambycidae
Product: protein FMC1 homolog
Exons: 3
Coding region: 258-566 (102 amino acids)
Cellular component (GO): mitochondrion
Source: RefSeq, a predicted model, not a curated record
UGUGGUUUCCAAAAAGUAACUUACAAAAGGAAAUUUCGGAAACUGAAACCUACACAAUUAAAAAAUCAAAAUCUGUCGACCUAUCCAAAUUUUGACGUGAAAACUUGUGCGGAUUUCCAGUGCUAAAUUAGAAAUAGUUGCUACAGAUCUGUUUGACUCUGUCACAGCUUUGCUUAAGGAGGGAUUGUCUGCACUAAAAAAUCCCCUAAUAUCUGAAAUAAUUUGUUUCGGUCUAGGCAAAAUCGACUUUUGAAAAGAUGGCAGGAAAAUUAAGUGUAUUAAGACAAAUUAUAUCUGAAUUACGAUACGCCCUCCCUGAAGGCAAUUUAAAAAAUAAUUUAGCCUUCCAUUACAUCGUGGAUCAGUAUAAGAAAUAUAAAACCACCGAUCAACAACUAUGCAAAGCUAGAGAAGAGCUGGAUUUCAUUGCAAAAACUUAUCUUUGCUAUUUAAAGAGUUCUCGUCUGGAACAGGAAAUUCAUAACGAAUUUCAUGGAAAAGGAGAACGAACUGUUGCUGAAACGGCGAAUAUGGUCGGAUUCAAGUUGCCCCAAGACCCCAAAUGAGGAACUCUUUUAGUUGUAAAUAGUGACAUCUGUUAGAACUUGAAAUAGUGUUAGUUAAUUGUAGUUUAUAAUAAAUGCAUACAGUUACAAA